Messenger RNA from Nerophis lumbriciformis (worm pipefish), 1698 nucleotides. The record is from RefSeq and is a predicted model, not a curated record. NCBI's taxonomy places the organism in Eukaryota, Metazoa, Chordata, Actinopteri, Syngnathiformes, Syngnathidae.
AUGGAGUCCACAGUGGGUUUCUUUCUGGUCUUGUUGGUCCAGAGCGGGUCCCGGGUCGGGGCAGCGUCCAAGGAGAUCUCAUGCGAGCCCCUGACGGUGCCCAUGUGUCGCGGCAUCGGCUACAACCUGACCUACACACCCAACCAGUUCAACCAUGACACCCAAGAGGAGGUGGGCCUGGAGGUGCACCAGUUCUGGCCCCUGGUCCGGAUUCGCUGCUCCCCGGACUUGCUCUUCUUCCUGUGCAGCAUGUACACGCCCAUCUGUCUGCCAGACUACCGCAAACCGAUCCCGCCGUGCCGCUCGGUUUGCGAACGCGCCAAACGCGGUUGUUCGCCCCUCAUGAGCCAGUACGGGUUCGAGUGGCCCGAACGGAUGAGCUGCGAGCGUCUACCCCAACUGGGUGGUGACACCCUCUGCAUGGACCACAACGGCAGCGAAGCUAGCACCUCGCCCCCGCCGCCCUUCGCAAAAGCCACACCCAAGCACCGCCCCAGAGCGGCCGACGCCCUGCCCCCGUCCAAAGGUGAGCGCGAGUGCCGGUGCCGGGACCCCCUGGUGCCCAUCAAAAGGGAGUCGCACCCGUUGUACGGGAGGGUGCGAACGGGGCCGCUCCCCAACUGCGCCCAGCCUUGCCACCAGGCGUACUUCUCGGAAGAUGAGCGCACCUUCACUGCCCUUUGGGUGGGGCUGUGGGCGGGGCUUUGUUUUGCAUCCACCCUCGCCACAGUAGCCACCUUCCUCCUGGACGUGCAGCGCUUCAAGUAUCCCGAACGACCCAUUAUCUUCCUGGCCGCUUGCUACCUCUUCGUGUCGCUGGGGUACAUCAUCCGGCUGGCGGCGGGGCACGAACGGGUGGCCUGCGCCCCGGGCGGUGCUGACCAGUCGCACAUCCUCUACGACACCGGCGGCCCCGCUUUGUGCACUCUGGUUUUCCUGCUGGUAUACUUCUUCGGAAUGGCUAGCUCUAUCUGGUGGGUGGUUUUAUCCUUCACGUGGUUCCUGGCAGCGGGUAUGAAAUGGGGCGGCGAGGCCAUUGCAGGGUACUGCCACUACUUCCACCUGGCCGCAUGGCUGGUCCCCAGCGUCAAGACAGUCUUGGUUCUGGCCUUAGGUGCAGUGGAUGGGGACCCGGUUGCAGGAAUUUGCUACGUGGGCAACCAAAACCUUGAAAACCUCCGGGGCUUGGUUCUCGUGCCCUUGGUGGUCUACCUUUUAGCCGGAUCGUUCUUUCUCCUAGCCGGAUUUGUCUCUCUCUUCCGUAUCCGGAGUAUCAUCAAACAGGGCGGCACCAAGACUGACAAACUGGAACGACUCAUGAUUCGCAUCGGACUCUUCGGGGUGCUCUACACUGUGCCUGCCACGGUGGUGGUGGCCUGUCUGUUCUACGAGCAGCACCGCCGCCCCGAAUGGGACCGGGCGCUGGCCUGUUCCUGCGCUGCCGAGCGCCAACAAUUGGGCGGCGGACCCGACUAUGCUGUUUUUAUGCUCAAGUACUUCAUGUGCUUGGUGGUGGGCAUCACCUCGGGGGUCUGGAUCUGGUCUGGAAAGACAUUGGAGACCUGGCGCAGGUUCCUAGUGCGGUGCUGCCCCUGGUGGCCUUACAAGGUGGCGGCACCGCCCCCUGUGUACGCAGAGGCCGCGGCUUUAACAGGAGCAGUCCCGGGAAUGUAUCACAAAGCACAGUCUCAUACAUGA